Messenger RNA from Medicago truncatula (barrel medic), 1553 nucleotides. RefSeq names its product nudix hydrolase 20, chloroplastic. Bases 80 to 1240 code for a protein of 386 amino acids. The record is from RefSeq and is a predicted model, not a curated record. The transcript has 9 exons. NCBI's taxonomy places the organism in Eukaryota, Viridiplantae, Streptophyta, Magnoliopsida, Fabales, Fabaceae. Gene Ontology annotation, molecular function: 8-oxo-dGDP phosphatase activity.
ACAAGAAUAUUUGAAACUACAGAUUCUGUUCUUCCAUGAAUCAUAAGACAUAGAUAUUGUCUUCAUGAAUUGAAUAAAAAUGUCUAUGCUCACAAAACAACACAUCUUAACAAAAAUGAUGAAAAUCACAUGCAAUUUUUCUACUUCCUUCUUCUCCUACAAACCCUUCUCUUCUUCUUCACUCUUAUCCUUCAAACCCUCUCAUACUUUCUCUCCAUCAUCUUCCAUUAACAACCACACCCUUCCCUCUUUUUCCACUUCAGCCACCAAUGGCAGCACGUGCACACUCACAUGGGAUCAUGUUUUCCAUGUUUCUCAAUCUGAAGUUGGUGUAGAAGAACAUGACCCUUGUUCUUAUCUACAAGGUUACUUCCAUAAAGUCCAACUUUGCAACCGUGGUUCUGACAAACAAUCGGAAUUUCUUCCAUUUGUCAUUGAGGGCAAUGUUGUUGGAUUCAUUCACAAUAGGUUUGUUGAGCAUUUGAGAAGCUUUAACGACGUGUUCGUUUUUCCCAAAGAUGGAGGCCCCUUUGGUCACUGUGUUUCAUUGCAUCCAUUACUGAAGACAGCUGAGGAAAGAACCAGCUCACUUGGCUAUGUAAUCGAGCAUUUGGGAGAGGAGCAUAUUCCAGGUAUACGUAAUGAGCUAUACCCUGUGAAAUCCUCAUUUGACAAACCCGUUUUCUUUUCAUUAGAACGUGCUGCAGCUCCUUAUUUUGGCAUAAAGGCUUAUGGAGUCCAUAUGAAUGGGUAUGUUGAGAUAGAUGGGCAGAAGCACCUAUGGAUAGCGAAGAGAAGUCACACGAAAUCCACAUAUCCUGGAAUGCUUGAUCAUCUAGUUGCAGGAGGACUGCCGCAUGGAAUUGAUUGUCAGGAAAAUGUUGUAAAGGAAUGUGAAGAGGAAGCAGGAAUUCCUAGGUCCAUCUCUAUUAGAGCUAAUGCUGUUGGUGCUGUUUCAUAUAUGGACAUCGACGGGGAUAGAUACAAAAGGGAUGUUCUAUUCUGCUAUGAUUUGAAACUUCCUGAAAGUUUUGUGCCAAAAAAUGAAGAUGGUGAAGUUGAAAGCUUCAAGUUAAUCCCUGUUAAGCAAGUUGCAGAAAUCAUUCGCAAGACACAAUUUUUCAAACCAAAUUGUGCUAUCGUGAUCAUUGACUUCCUGUUUCGACAUGGAUACAUAAGUCCUGAAAAUUAUGGAUAUUUGGAUCUCCUAAGAAGCUUAAGAAUAGGAGAUUGCUCAUGAUGCUUUCACUAUUCACUGAACCAAGCAAUUCUUUUAUGUUGAGUAUCUUGGUUACUGUUAUUCUUUCUUUACAUUUAUAUAUGCAUGCAACUGGAUUUUUUUUUUUUGGUUAUGAGAUUGUAUUUAUUCUUUCUUUAUCUUUAACUAGUGUAUUGAAUUUCUCCACUAUUGUCCUCAUUAACUAGGAUAUUGCUCCUGCAUACAGAAAGCAUAUUGACUAUUCACUGAACCAAGCAUUCCUAUGUUGUUGAGUAUCUUGGUUAUGGUCUCAACUUUGUGGCAAGCUAUAUAAUAAAAUGGUUAUUGAAUAUUA